Molecule: messenger RNA, 1281 nt
Organism: Aedes aegypti (yellow fever mosquito)
Lineage: Eukaryota; Metazoa; Arthropoda; Insecta; Diptera; Culicidae
Product: endocuticle structural glycoprotein SgAbd-2
Exons: 5
Coding region: 172-894 (240 amino acids)
Cellular component (GO): chitin-based extracellular matrix
Molecular function (GO): structural constituent of chitin-based larval cuticle
Source: RefSeq, a predicted model, not a curated record
UGGCAGAACCGUUGAUAGUCGGCUGGCGGCAUUCAAAUGGUGAAGAAGAGUGAUAAUUUACUUCAGCAAAAUAGCUGAGAUUUGAAUUUGUUCGUGUGUUUCAGAGUUAUCAGUGACAGAGAAAAGUUUCUAAACCAACUCAAAUAGGGUCAUUAAUCAAACCUAGUGAAUAUGAUAUCGUACGUAGUUAUAGCAUCGCUGCUGAUGUGUGCGGCAGCGAAACCACAGAAUCAGUUUGGUGCCAGGACUUUUAACCAGCAGAAUACGGCGUUUAACCGAAAUCUGCAGGUUCAACCACUUCAACAACCGCAACAACAACCGCACCAUCAACAACAGCGGCAUCAUUCGCAGCAACAACAGCAUCAUCAGGUCCAACAGCAGCAGCACCAGCAAUUCAAUCAACAUCAUCGACAGUCGCAGGUCUUAAGGGCUCCGCUUCAAGGUCAUCAGCAACCACAGGCGCAAUUCAGUCAGCGAUUGCAGCAACCAUUCCCAAGCCCUCCAAGACCCUUCGUACCGAUUACCUCCUACAACAACGACGUAUCUUACGAUGGGUCCUACUCGUACGGCUACACGACAGGUGACGGUCAGCAGCAGCAAGCUCAAGGCUAUCUGAAGAACCCCGGCCUUAAAGACCUGGAAGCCCAAGCAGUGCAGGGCUCGUACUCGUACACCUCCCCCGAGGGUCAGCUCAUUACGGUGACAUACAUUGCUGACGAAAAUGGCUUCAGGGCAGAAGGCGCUCAUCUGCCGACGCCACCUCCGAUCCCCGAGGCGAUUCAGAAAUCCCUGGCCCUGAUUGCGGCAACUCAACCAGUCUCGCAGAAGUUCAGCCAAGCCUACAGCCAGCAGCCAACGUUUGGAACCAAUCAGAACUUUAACCGCUAUGGCUAGUUGGAACGAAGAUUUAGAGCAUCGAACAGAAUGGAUUGAUGGAAUGCGUGACCUAUUGCGAUACAUGUUACAACACUAACUCCCGUGGUAGUUACCGAGAUCUAGCAACGAACUUUUCAACCAAUUGUAGAGUAAUAACAUCAACAGCAGCAGCUGUAGCAAGAACUCAACGGAGUGUGAAUAUCUUCCGCAGCAACGAUACCAAUGUUAAUUUCUAGUAAAGCAGAUACGACUGUUAAAGAGUUAGCCAAUUUGUUAUUCAAUUUUACUUUGCAAUAUUUGUUUCCUCCGUAUUGUACAUAAAUCCCGAAGAAAUCUUUUCAGCUGUGUGAAAAGAUCUCAUUAUGUUAAGCGCAAAAACGAAUUAAAUUACUAAUUCAACUGGAA